AUGAACGCCGCUCCGCCUUUGACCACAACCUCUGCUCCUCAACCCGUCCCUGCAACCUCGAUCGAGGCCAAACUCGUCGUGCUUGGGGCACAAGGCGUUGGCAAGACCUCGCUCGUUUCGCGCUUCAUAAACCCGACCGCACAGCUGUCCAAAAAUGUACAGUCGACCAUUGGCGCAUCCUUUGUGACAAAACGCAUCACCGACCCCGAUUCCUCCACCGUUGUUCGAUUGCAGAUAUGGGAUACUGCCGGGCAAGAAAGAUUCCGAAGCAUCUCGAGGCUCUACUACCGGGGCGCAAAUGCAGGCCUCUUAUGUUACGAUAUCACAAAUGAGAGGUCCUGGGAGGAAAUGAAGACCUGGUUGGCAGAAAUGAAGGAAAACUGUGAGGACGGUGAUGCGAUGCCCAUUAUUCACGUAGUGGGAACUAAGAGCGACAUCGUCGCAGAGGAUCCCUCCAGCAGAGAGGUGACGUUCGAGAGAACGAUCGCCUAUAUGGCCGAACAAAUCGGAGGUAUCACUGCCCAAAGUACGGCGUCGACCCCGCCUUUGACCAUGAGGCCAGGCAACGGGACCCUCCAGAGCCCAGACUCUAAGCGAAGCUCCGGGUUUUGGAACCAGGACAUUGGCUGGGAUAGCUGCCAUGAAGUGAGUGCUAAGGACGGAGAAGGGAUUGAGGAGGUUUUCCGGGUCAUAGCCCGGAAAUUAAUUGAACAGAAGCAUCAAAAGGACGCCACGGACUUGUCACGGUUGCAGCAAACACCUGGCUAUCGCAGCGAAGCCGGUGAGGACUACUUUGCAGGUCACCCGGGUCAUUCUGGCAGUUUCAGAGUCGGGUACGGAGACAAACGACGAAGCUGGCUCGGGCUACCCAGUGUUGGACUCGGUGAGCCGGAGGGCGGAGGUUCAGGAUUUGGCACACGGGACCCCGAUGAGGCUCGCAGGAGAGGACGGUGCUGUUGA
Molecule: messenger RNA, 960 nt
Organism: Capronia epimyces CBS 606.96
Lineage: Eukaryota; Fungi; Ascomycota; Eurotiomycetes; Chaetothyriales; Herpotrichiellaceae
Exons: 1
Coding region: 1-960 (319 amino acids)
Biological process (GO): intracellular protein transport
Cellular component (GO): endomembrane system
Molecular function (GO): GTP binding; GTPase activity
Source: RefSeq, a predicted model, not a curated record